AUGGGCUCUCCACCCCCACGAAAGCGACAACGGAAACUCAUAGUUCACUCUUCAGACGACGAGCUCGAAAGUCCAGUCUCCGUUAGAGGGAAACCGACGACACGGGCGCAGGGGACACCGAGCCAGAAACGCCCUUUAGCAAACUCAAGAGUGACACCGGCUGAAACGGCGGGCAGCAAAAAUUACAAUGGAACUCUACAGCUGUCGCUAUCGUCAAAUCUACCUACGCGAUUAUCCACGCAGGCUCGACCGCCUCCCCCAAAGCGAACGCUGAACAGCGUGCUUAGAUCGCCGAGCAAGGCGCCCUCCAUUCCUUCGGCGCGCACGACUCCCGCAUCAUCUCCUGACAAGAAACGAAAGACCAAGAAGCAUACCGGGGAGGAGCAAGCUGAACACACUAGUAAAUCACUACGGACUUUCUUUCAACCAGCUACCGAGGAGGAGAGAUGGAGCAGACUACGGCGGGAAAAGGAAAGGGAGAAAGAAAAGGAGAAGGAAAGGCAGAUGUUUCUGGAGCUUCAGAAUGAUAUGCUGGAAGACAUGAUUGAGGAUGACGAUUCAUUGGACGAGAUGUUAUCCCAGCCCCGGCAGAAGAUCAAUAAGGCUCCAUUGACAAGUUUCCGUGGGCAUCCAACGUUGGAUCGACGGAAAAAGAGCCCGCCAGCAACCAAGGGCGGCGCCUCCGUGGUUAAACCGGAAAAGAUACCUCGGCCGGCGAAGAGAUUCAUACUUCACGCCGAUAAUAACGAUCUCGGGCCCUCCUCGCAGUCUACUUUCGCCUCGUUUGGAUCGUUUGGGUCAUCUACAGCGCCAACACAGGCGACCGGUAAACCAUGGGCGGAGCAGUUUGCGCCAGCUAACCUGGACGAACUCGCAGUGCAUAAGAGGAAGGUCUCGGAUGUGCAGAAUUGGCUGAACGAGGUUUUCUCUGGCCGAAGUAGACGCCGCAUCCUCGUUUUGAAAGGACCUGCUGGCAGCGGCAAGACCACCACUGUCUCCCUGUUAUCUAGAGUCCUCGGAUAUGAUGUCGUUGAAUGGAGAAAUUCUGCUGGAACAGAAUACUCGGCUCAGGGAUAUACAUCGACCGGGACCCAAUUUGACGACUUCCUUGGGCGAAGCGAGAAAUAUAGCUGUUUGGAUCUAGACAAUGAGCCACCCUCUUCGGCGCCUAAUGGCGGCGCAGCCACACGGUCGGCUAGGAAUCGUGUGAUUCUUGUUGAAGAAUUCCCUUCAUCCCUGAGCCCAGGGUCCUCGGGCUUGGUCGCGUUUCGAUCAGCGCUUCAGCGUCAUGCCGCCUCGGCAUUGCCUUCAGUAGCUACUCGGAUGGCAUCUCGCCCCGAUGCUGAAUCGAGUACUCCAAUUAUUAUCAUUGUCUCCGAGACACUAUUGGGAGAUGGUGCCUCUUUAUCGGAUAAUUUCACAGUCCAUCGAUUACUGGGGCCAGAACUUUCCAACCAUCCUGGCGUUAGCAUUAUCGAAUUUAACCCAAUUGCUCCAACGUUUCUCACCAAGGCAUUGGAUCUCGUCUUAAAGAAGGAAGCGCAUAUAUCUCAACGAAAGCGUAUCCCAGGGCCUGGAGUGUUGAAGAGAUUCGCGGAGAUGGGAGACAUCCGCAGUGCAAUUUCAUCAUUGGAGUUUAUCUGCCUUCGGGGCGGCGACUUUGAAGGGUUCAGUGGCACGAUUAAUGGCCGCCCGAAACGAUCGGGAAAAGCAGCCGUUCCGCCUACAGCUAUGGAAAUCGAAACCCUUGAAAUGGUCACGCAAAGGGAAGCCAGUCUCGGCAUUUUCCAUGCCGUUGGUAAAAUUAUGUACAACAAACGGGACGAUGCGAACUCUUUAGCAUCUACUCGUGGAAGUUCAGGUGUUGGGAAACCCCUUUCGCAUCUUCGAGAGCACAAUCGUUUGGUAUCCCAGGUUUCUGUGGACGAAUUGAUAAACGAAACCGGAACCGAUAUCCAAACGUUUCUUUCUGCGCUACAUGAAAAUUUCCCCCCAUCCUGCCACGGUGAUUUGUUCACUGAGUGUUUUGACGACUGCUCAGAGCAGCUGUCAGCUGCGGAUAUUCUAGGUAUUGGAAAUCGCAGGAAUAUGCAAUCUGCUAGAGGACUGGGAGCCGCUCGCCUCGCUUUCCAAGGCGGGGGAACGGGUAUCGAUAUUCUACGUCAAGACGAGAUAAGUUUCCAGGUCGCCUCACGCGGCCUUCUCUUCUCCCUCCCCUACCCAAUCAACAGACGCGGACCCGACGCACACAAGAUGUUCUAUCCUUCCUCGCUACGGCUGUGGCGCCAAGCUGAAGAAGUGGAUGGACUAGUUUCCCUUUGGAUGCGACGGAUGACAGCUGCCGCUACCAGCUUAAAUGUCCCGGAUUCAGCGCCUCGACGAACGGAGGGGGUUGAGUCAUGGAGGAACCGCGCCGGGUUUUCUGAUUUGUCGUCGCAAAACGACCAAGACAGCGAUAUUGCACCACGGUGCAUGGUAUCUAGGGAUGAGAUGCUCUUGGAACGUCUCCAUUAUAUGAGAAUAAUAUCCAAGGACCCUUCCGUGCGGAAAAAUAUAGAGAAAGUAACCCGCUUCAGUGGUCUGAUAAGGCGAAGCCAAGAGCUUGAAGAUGAUGAUUUCCAACUCGGCGAUGAUGCAUCUUACGGCUCAAGUUUCAAUUCUCCUCGAAAGAAUAGGAUGCGACAACCGAUGCUAACGGCGUCCAACGCCUCAACCCUGCCUACUGUUGAAGAGGCAGUGGAUAAACUCGUCUUGAGUGACGAUGAUAUCGAGGAUGAUUAA
Messenger RNA from Arthroderma uncinatum, 2781 nucleotides. RefSeq names its product cell cycle checkpoint protein RAD17. The coding region runs from base 1 to 2781 and encodes 926 amino acids. Gene Ontology annotation, biological process: DNA repair; mitotic DNA replication checkpoint signaling; DNA damage checkpoint signaling. Gene Ontology annotation, molecular function: chromatin binding. Lineage: Eukaryota; Fungi; Ascomycota; Eurotiomycetes; Onygenales; Arthrodermataceae. The transcript is spliced from 2 exons. The record is from RefSeq and is a predicted model, not a curated record.